Molecule: messenger RNA, 996 nt
Organism: Camellia sinensis
Lineage: Eukaryota; Viridiplantae; Streptophyta; Magnoliopsida; Ericales; Theaceae
Gene: LBD19
Product: LOB domain-containing protein 19
Biological process (GO): positive regulation of DNA-templated transcription; hormone-mediated signaling pathway
Cellular component (GO): nucleus
Source: RefSeq, a predicted model, not a curated record
AAUUUUCACCAAUCUUUCUUUCUCUCCCCUCUCUCUCUCUCUCCCCUCCUCACAAAGCAAACACUUAGCAGCAGAAGAACAUAUAAUCUCUCUCUAGAGAGAGAAACACAAAGAUAUAUAGAAGAGAGAGAGGGAGAGAUGAGUAGCAAUAAUGGAGGUGGAGGUGGAGGUGGUGGUGGGCCUUGCGGUGCCUGCAAGUUCCUGAGGAGAAAGUGUGUAAAAGGGUGCGUAUUUGCACCCUAUUUCGACUCGGAACAAGGCUCGGCUUACUUUGCAGCAGUGCACAAAGUGUUCGGAGCUAGCAAUGCGUCCAAGAUGUUGCUCAGAAUUCCGGCGAAUAAGAGGCUCGACGCCGCCAUUACGCUUUGUUACGAGGCUCUGGCUAGGAUUAGAGACCCUGUUUAUGGCUGUGUUGGUCACAUCUUCACUCUCCAACAACAGGUAGUUAAUUUGCAAGCAGAGUUAGCAUACAUUCAAGCUCGACUCUCUAUGUUGCAGUUUCUCCCUCCGCCACCUCCUCAACCACCAGGACGCCCUUCAACAGAAAAUCUUCAAUCAUCAUCUGACUUUGCGUCUAAUUCUAAUGCAUCGACUACUAAUUUUGAUCCUUCGACAUCAAUGGAAUUGGUUAGUUUUUGUAAUCCUAUGGAUCAAGAAAUUGAGGGUGGUGAUGAUGAACUUCAAGCGUUAGCUCGUGAAUUUGUGUCUAGGUACUUGCCUGGAGGAGUAAAAUUUCGACCUUCAAGUUCGCAUUGAAAAUUUAACAGUUUGAUCAAACUCAACUCUUUUUUUCUGUCUUGCGACAUUGUCUAGCACUAUUACUCUUUCUUGUACUGUCAUUAAAUUUGAAUCAGAUGUACUUUUUACAAUUUGCUUUUUUUUCUUUUUUUUCUUCGUAGUUUUCAAAUGCCACCACAUAAGCAAUUCAUGAACAUUGCAAGCAGUGAUACGAUUUCAACUGAUUUUCCAAGAAAAUUGCAUAUAACAAUGGUUCUU